Radiomyces spectabilis is the source of this 1056-nucleotide messenger RNA. RefSeq names its product P-loop containing nucleoside triphosphate hydrolase protein. Gene Ontology annotation, molecular function: GTP binding. NCBI's taxonomy places the organism in Eukaryota, Fungi, Mucoromycota, Mucoromycetes, Mucorales, Radiomycetaceae. The coding region runs from base 100 to 912 and encodes 270 amino acids. The record is from RefSeq and is a predicted model, not a curated record. The transcript has 4 exons.
GAUCUUCUUUUUUGGGGGCUUAGAUAACAGCUAUCUUUCUUCUUUCUUCUUCUUCUUCUUCUUCUUCGGCUUUUUUGGCAUUCUCAUUUAAAAGCCCAUAUGACUUAUUCACCGGCAACUGUCUUGGAUGCCACACGUCAGGCUCAAGCGAGAGACAUUAAUGCCCAUGUUUUAAGCGCCGUCGGCUGUCAAGGAACGGGCAAAUCCAGUCUAUUGAAUGCCAUUGCGGGAGAGUAUAUCUUUGCAACGGGAAGCGGUGGAGGCACCACACAAACGGUGCAGGGUGAAAUACGACGAUGGUAUACUUCAACAAGUCCCGACUAUUUCCAUUUAAUUGAUACCCCGGGUUUAGCCGAUUCAGUCGUCGAUCGCAACGCCAUCCAUGAAAUGACCCGUUACAUUCGAGGGCUGGAAAACGGUGUUAGUGCCUUUCUGUUGGUGCUGAGCAUCAACGAAAUCAGAUUGGAUGCUUUCACUCAGCAUAUGUUAGGCUUGUUGCAGGAAUUGCUUGGAAGGAAGUUUUGGAAAUUUGUGGUGCUUGUUUUCACUCAUGUGGAUGAAGAGGUAUAUGAUGAAAUGAGCGAACAUCGAGCUCAUAUUGAAGAUCCACAAGAGGGCUUCGUCGCCGAGUUGCGUCGUAUAUAUAAGCUUUCGUCCCGAUCGUUUGAUCCUCAGGUUAUUUUCACCUCCACUCGUAACGUACGAACCAGCCGACAUACCCAGCGUUACAUUGAAGAACUACGCAAAGCUGUCCUUAACUGCGAAUUGCAAAACGACAACAAGCGGUUUACUUGUCCACUGCUCCGAGAGGUUUUAAGCUUGAAGAACGAACAAGAGAAGCGUGAAUUCAUCAAACAGAGUCUUAGAGAAGCUUGGAAAUCACUGGCCUUCACUCCUUGUCGUUUACAAUAAAAAAAUAAAUAUAAAAAAAUGACUAGGAAAGGGAAUAUUUUUUUUUUUUUCGCUGUGGUUUCGCUUCCUCUUGAAAAUCAAAGCUUUUCAUUGGAUAUACGAAAAUGAACCCUUGGCAUAAACCGAUUCAAAUGACACAUCCAC